Colossoma macropomum (tambaqui) is the source of this 2502-nucleotide messenger RNA. RefSeq names its product interleukin 17a/f3 (gene il17a/f3). The coding region runs from base 80 to 583 and encodes 167 amino acids. Gene Ontology annotation, cellular component: extracellular region. Gene Ontology annotation, molecular function: cytokine activity. The transcript is spliced from 3 exons. Lineage: Eukaryota; Metazoa; Chordata; Actinopteri; Characiformes; Serrasalmidae. Gene Ontology annotation, biological process: inflammatory response. The record is from RefSeq and is a predicted model, not a curated record.
CUUAAACCCUCACUGAGCUCUGGGCUGAUGCACUCUGAGGAAGGACCAGAGUAUCAACAGGGUUGCUGAUCUUCUGAAGAUGCGGGUCUCAGUGUUUUUCAGGGCUAUGUUGGUGGUGGUCUUGGUGGCACUGCUGCUCGGAGAGGACAGUUCUCCCUCACAUAAAAACAGAGGAAAGAAGGAAAAGAAGUCCAGGGGUGCGGCUGCACUGAGCAAACCUAACCGGGGCUCACGAGGGAAGAUGAGAAAGCUCUGGAUUAGUCUGGAUCAAGAUCUAAUAAACCCAUCUGAUUCCUCCCUCUUAUCUCCAAAUCUGUCCACCUCACCGUGGACAUAUGAGGCCUCUUAUGAUGAAUCCCGCAUCCCCAGCCGCAUCUUCGAGGCGAAGUGUGAGAGAAAAGGCUGCGUGACCAAAGACGGACAUGAAGACACCGCUCUGCAAUCCAAACCUGUCUACUACCAGAUCCUGGUCCUCAGGAGAGUGAAGAGCAAAAAGAAGAAGUACGCCCUCCGGCUGGAGAAAAUGACCAUCAGUGUGGGCUGCACAUGCACUUUACCCACCGUCAUCUCUCAGAUGUCAUAAUGCAGCUCUUUCUUCUACAAUCUGCUGUUGCUGACAGGAACAGUUCAGUUUUAGGGCCUUUUGUAUCUCUAGGCUACCAUAUUUAUUGCUUUAACUACAGUUGUGACAUAAAGUACUAGUCAACUGUUUGGACACACUUCAUUGAAUUCACGUUUUUCAGAAUUGUGAAGACAUUUUUAUCUAGAGAAAUUUCUUUCUAAGAUAAAAACAUAAAUAAUGAAGUUCGUGCCUGUGCAUGAAUGUAUAAAAAGUAAAAAUUUAAAAAUGUUUAAAAAAUGUUUUUAAAAUUUAAAAGUGUUUUUUGAAAUUGUUUGAGGGAAGCUGCAUCAAGGCUAAUGGGGCUACACUUUUAAAAAUAAAGGUGCCAGCUGGAUUCUUCUGGGUGAUGUUAUAGAAAAAAAGGUUCUCUAAAGAACCCUUAAGUGGGUGGUUCUUUCAUUUUUGUAACUGAGAUGUCAGUUUGUAAGGUUUUAAAAAUGUCCACAUAAUUUAAGGUUUCUUCACCAAUGAAAGUUCAUCCAAACCAAGAACCAAAAAAAUGAGGAACCUUUAUUUUUAAGAGUGCAGUUUGAAGAAUCUAAAAUAUGAUCUGAUGUUUUGAGUUAAAUACAUAAUUCUGUAAAUGUUUUUUUGUAUGUCCAAAAGUUUGUAGACACCUUUUCAUCCAUUUCUUGUGCAAUCGAGGGUUUUAACAAGGAGUUUGCCCCCCAUUUGCUGGAGUAACGGCCUCUACUCUUUUGGAAAGUCUUUAUACUUGAUGUUGGAACAUUGCUGUGAGGAUCUGAUUGCAUUCAGCCACAAGAGCAUUAGAGUGUGGUCAGGUACAGUCAUCCUAAAUGUACUGGAUGGAGCUCCUUCACUCUAGAGAACACAGUUCCACAGCUCUACAGCCCAGUGCUGGGGGGCUUUAUAUCUCUUUAGCUAAUGCUGGACACUGGUUAUGGUGAUCUUAGGCUCAUAUGCAGCUGCUCCAGAUUGGCGAUGCUUUUUUAUAGGAAUUUCUAUGUGCAAUUGACCACACGUGUCAGUAUUUAUAGCACCUUAGAAGGCCUGUGUGGAUACUUUUGGACAUAUAGUAUAGUUAUGAUAUGUACAUGAUUCUAAAAAAGUUUCCACACUUGUGUCCACACUUUUUUGCUGGUACUGUUCACAGAUGAGAGUAUCUGGCCACUUUUCUGAUGGAUGGACUUGGUGAAGCACGUUUUCCCAUGGCUUGAAACAUCUGAGCUUUUCUCACAAACAUCUUUUCUUCAUCAUUUUGACUCAAUACAAUGAGACGUAGACCAACGCAGAUCAAACAAAGGUAACAAAUCAAAAAUGGGUCGUUUAGUCAAGAGAAGCUUUUACUGACCAUGUCGAAACAGAGUUUAGGGCAACCACAAACAUAGGCAGCAAGUGGGGUCCAUUAUAUACAUACGCCUCCUCAACAAAUCACAUCAAUUCUCAUCACUGAACGUUAUGUCACUUUUACCACAAACACAAAGUCCUCUUCAGUCUUUUUGCAGUUCACAGGUACAAGAAAUGACCACAGUUUACGCAAAGGAUAAAACACAAUUUCAUGCCAAAACAAAGUGCACCAUUUCCAAGUAAUACUGAGGCAGCUUCUUAAACUGGCGCUUUAUUUUACACAUAAGCGUGUUUUUAUUUAACCCUUCUCUUUCUCCAUCCGGCGUGAUCUGUUGAUGCAAAGAAGGCUAUGUGCUCUUGUAUUGUGCUUAGAUUAGCAUUAGUUGUCUCCAGGCAUUAAAACGUGAACAGGCUGAUAGUUAUGAGCUUCAUAAUAAUCAUCAUGUCAAAAUAAAAUUGGCUCACAAACUGCAUCAUCAUGAGCAACAAACUAAUGCAAUGUGAGGGAAUCCUGUAUUAUUGAUUCUUUUUACUGGCUUGUGUUCUGUGUCCAUUAAAGAUCUGUGAUUAAA